Messenger RNA from Entrophospora candida, 1314 nucleotides. NCBI's taxonomy places the organism in Eukaryota, Fungi, Glomeromycota, Glomeromycetes, Entrophosporales, Entrophosporaceae. The record is from the annotation of a GenBank genome assembly.
AUGCUUCAACAACGCAUAGAAGCAAUUGCAGAUAAACUUUCACAAUCAGAUUAUGAGAUAGUUUGUCUGCAAGAAGUUUGGAUUUAUGACAGUUAUGAAUUUAUCCGUAAUAAAACAAGAAAAAGAUUUCCACACGCCAGAUUUUAUUCAAGUGGUAUUUUUGGAAGUGGACUUGUAAUUCUUUCACGUUAUCCAAUAGUUGAAGUAAAUUUUUAUAAAUAUCGGUUAAAUGGUCGUCCAAUCAAAGUUCUACAUGGUGAUUGGUAUUCGGGUAAAGGUGUUGCUAGUUCUGUUGUUGACCAUCCUGUAUCUGGGUUAAUUGAAAUAUUUAACACUCAUACACAUGCAGGUUAUGGACUCAAAAGUAGUACUGAUGUUUAUUUAGGUCAUAGAGUUUCUCAAGGUUGGGAAAUUUCCAAUUUGCUUAGAAUUUCUGCUUCAAGAGGUCGUAAUGUUAUUGCUCUUGGAGAUUUUAACAGCGAACCGAAUUCAAUUCUGUACAAACUUGUGACAACACAUGGACAAAUGACUGAUUCUUGGGCUUCACAAAGUACCUUAUCACCAUUAAAUGACUCAACAACAUCUCUUAAUAAACCUGCUGCCAACAAUACAUUUGAUCCAGCAGCGUCUAUCACUCAAGAAGGCUACACCAGUAAUUCACCUUUAAACACAUGGUCAAAUAUAUCACUCAAACAAGCAAAUCUUGACCAAUAUGGUGGUCAACGUAUUGAUUACGUUUUUUAUCGUAAAACAUCAAGAUUUUGGUGUAGUGGGUCACGUGUAGUGUUCACAGAAAAAAUACCAGAAUUGGGAGUUAGCUAUUCUGAUCACUUUGGUGUAGAAGCAAAGUUCACACUUGUUGGUCGUAGUAAAAAUUCUGUCAUCCCACUCUCGGUCUGGGAAUUUGGGCCUCCUGAGACUUUAUAUGAAUUAGACACUAACACAAUCAAGAUUUUAAUGAAUCUUUUCAAAAAAGAUUUAGAAAAAUCAAGAGCAACCUCGAAUAUAUACAUAAUUCUAUUUUAUACUACAUUAGCUUUGUUGUUUGCAUUAAUUUUGUUACAAAUGUUACUCACCGCCAAUGCCAUCGACAAAAGUUAUCAAUAUUUGGGUCUUCUUGCCAUUAUAAUAAGCGGUCCUAUUGCAGCUUUUGGCACUAUUAUAGGAUUGAUUGGUUUGCUUUUUGGCAAUGAAGAACAGAGUGUGUAUAGAGAAUUACUAGAUGAGGUGGAAACUUUUUCAAAAGGAAAAAAAACUCUUGAAAGCAGAACAAGUAGUGUUGGAAUUCAAGAAGAAAUUGACAUAGAUCAAUAG